CGCCACGCUUCCCAUUUAUUUCCAUCCUUUGUUUCUUUCCCUUCAGAUCCCUCUCUAUUCUCUUUCCUUUCUCUUCUCUUUCCCCAGUAUCUCUAUUUCUUUCUCAUCUGCUAUCGAUACCGAGGAAACGACGACGCCGUCUAAUCUUCUCUCGUUCAGAUAAGAAAGGAAGAGCAGGAUGGCUUCAAGAACCGCCUCGAAGGACAUCAUCACUCUCCGGGGCUCCGCAGCCAUCGUCAGCGAGUUCUUUGGUUAUGCAGCAAAUAGCAUUCUUUACAAUCGAGGUGUCUACCCAGAGGAAAGUUUCACCAAGGUGAAGAAAUAUGGCCUGUCGAUGCUAUUGACUCAGGAUGAAAGUGUGAAAUCGUUUAUUGGUAGCCUAACUUCCCAAUUAUCAGAAUGGUUGGAAGCUGGGAAACUACAGAGGAUUGUACUUGUAAUCAUGAGUAUGGCCACCUCGGAGGUUCUUGAGAGAUGGAAUUUCAACAUAGAGACUGAUGCCGAGGUUGUUGAAAAGGGGGUGAGCAGGGAAAAGAGUGACAAAGAAAUAAUGAGGGAGAUUCAAGCGAUCAUGCGUCAGAUUGCCUCCUGCAUUACUUAUUUGCCGUGUCUCGAUGAACCCUGUGUAUUUGAUGUGUUAGCCUACACCGAUAAAGAUGUCGCCAUCCCGUUCGCUUGGAUUGAGAGUGAUGCCAAGCUGAUCCAGAAUCCCCAAAUGGUGAAGUUGCAUUCUUUUGAUACCAAGAUACAUAAAGUGGAUACAUUGGUUUCGUACAAGAACGAUGACUGGGACGAGAAGUAGAAGCUUUGUUUUAGAUGUUGCUGUGUGAAUCGUUCAUUCACAUUGAGGCAUAGGAUUGUUGCAUACGUUUUCCGUUGUUGAAGGCGUAGCAUUUUGUGCUGAAAUGUGAAGAUGGUGUCUUGUUAAAUUUAAACUUAAAUGUCAUGGACUGAAAUUACAUAGCUAGGUUAAUGAUUGAAAAAAAAACUUCAUUACUCAGA
This is a messenger RNA of Phoenix dactylifera (date palm), 1002 nucleotides long. It is a transcript of the gene MAD2, whose product is annotated as DNA-binding HORMA family protein. The record is from RefSeq and is a predicted model, not a curated record. Gene Ontology annotation, biological process: mitotic spindle assembly checkpoint signaling. Lineage: Eukaryota; Viridiplantae; Streptophyta; Magnoliopsida; Arecales; Arecaceae. Gene Ontology annotation, cellular component: nucleoplasm; cytoplasm; kinetochore.